This is a messenger RNA of Hibiscus syriacus, 417 nucleotides long. RefSeq lists its product as uncharacterized. The transcript is spliced from 2 exons. NCBI's taxonomy places the organism in Eukaryota, Viridiplantae, Streptophyta, Magnoliopsida, Malvales, Malvaceae. The record is from RefSeq and is a predicted model, not a curated record. The coding region runs from base 1 to 417 and encodes 138 amino acids.
AUGGAAGACUUCAAGAAGUAUCUUUGUGAUGCAGAUCUUUGGGACAUUCGGCCUAGAGAGGGGUGGUUUACUUGGUCAAGAGGAACUAAGGCCCAAUCCAUUAUCAAGGAACGUAUUGAUAGAUUUGUGGCUUCCAAUGACUGGCGAUUGAUGUUUCGCAACUGCUCGGUACUUACGGUUCCGACUACAAGUUCUGAUCAUUAUACUCUUUUCCUCAAUUUGAAGGGCUCUACAUCAGCCCGACCCCCUCACCAAGUCUGUGACCAGCUUUAUCAAGCUAAGGUGAAGCUUAAUGAAAUCAUUGACAAAGACGAGGCCUAUUGGAUCCAGAGAUCUCGGGUGGCAUGGCUUCGUGAAGGGGACUGGAAUACAACCUUCUUCCAUACGCCUACAAAUGGGAGGAAAAAGAAAAAUUAG